This is a messenger RNA of Geodia barretti, 1659 nucleotides long. The record is from the annotation of a GenBank genome assembly. NCBI's taxonomy places the organism in Eukaryota, Metazoa, Porifera, Demospongiae, Tetractinellida, Geodiidae.
AUGGCUGAAAUCGAUGGCGCGAGGCUGGUAGCCCGCUGUUUGAAGCAGCAAGGCGUGGAUGAAUUGUUCGGCGUGGUCGGCAUCCCGGUCACCGGUAUUGCGGCGGCGGCGGCAAGCGAAGGCAUCCGCUACAUCGGCACGCGGCACGAACAGGCGGCGGGCUACGCGGCGCAGGCCAUUUCGUACCUCAAGGGCCGCAUCGGCGUCUGCCUGGUGGUGUCCGGCCCCGGCAUGACCAACGCCAUUUCCGCCCUCGGCAAUGCCUGGGCAAACUGCUGGCCUAUGCUGCUGAUUGGCGGCUCGUCCAAUCAGGCCCUGAACCACAUGGGCGAUUUUCAGGCCGCCCCGCAGGUGGACCUCGCCAAGCCGUUUUGCAAAUGGGUGGGUCAGGCGGAGCGCAUCGACUUGAUUCCGCGCUACAUCGCCACUGCCGUGCGCCAUUCGAUCUCUGGUCGGCCCGGCCCGGUUUACCUCGAUCUGCCGGGCGACGUGAUUGCCAGCAGCUUGGAAGAAGACGACCUGAGCUACCCGCAGAGGGUGGAAGCCCCCCCCGCCCCGCAGGUGGACCCGGCGUCCAUCAAGGCGGCCGUGGCGGCUCUGAAGUCGGCGCGCCAGCCGCUGGCCAUUAUCGGCAAGGGCGCCGCCUGGGCCGGCGCGGAGGAGCAGGUGCGGCGGUUUAUCGAAGAGACGCAAAUGCCCUUCCUGCCGUCGCCGAUGGGCAAGGGGGUCGUCCCCGACGGCCAUCCCCUCAGCGUGGCGGCAGCGCGCAGCUACGCCCUGCAGAACGCCGACCUCGUGUUCACCAUCGGCGCGCGCCUCAACUGGAUCAUGCACUUCGGCCUGCCGCCGCGCUUUCGGGAGGAUCUGCGGGUGGUGCAGCUCGACGUGGCGGCUGAAGAAAUCGGCUCCAGCGUUCCUUCCGAGGCCCCCUUGGUGGGCGAUGCCAAGGUCGUUAUGGCGCAGAUGGUGGCCGAACUCGAGGAGAGUCCCUGGCAGAUAGCCGCCGACAAUCCCUGGCGGCAGGCGCUCGACAAGGAGAAAGCGGCCAAGCAGGAGGCCACCGUGCCGAUGCUGGAGUCGGAUGAAGUGCCGAUGAACUAUUACCGGCCGCUACAGGAAAUCCAACAACUCCUGCCGCACGACGCCAUCAUCGUUACCGAGGGCGCCAGCACGAUGGAUAUCAGCCGUCAGGUGUUGGACAACUACGAGCCUCGCAAGCGCCUCGACGCGGGCACCUGGGGCACCAUGGGCGUGGGGCCGGGCUUUGCCAUCGCCGCGCAGGUGGCCAACCCGGACAAGCGUGUUAUCGCCCUCGAAGGCGACGCGGCGUUUGGCUUCGACGGUCUGGAGGUCGAGGUGGCGGUGCGCCACAAGCUGCCCAUCACCUGGAUCGUGUUCAAUAACAACGGCAUCGGCGGCGGCCCCAGCAGCCUGCCCGAGGGUGCGUCGUAUCCGCCCAACGCCUUCGUGCCCAAUGCGCGCUACGACAAGGUGAUGGAGGCGUUCGGGGGCAAGGGUUACCACGCUGAAACGCCGCAGGAAUUGCGGGCAGCGUUGCAGGCGUCAUUCGACAGCGGCGAGACGACGUUGAUCAACGUGACGAUCAACCCCGAAUCCAAGCGUCGGCCGCAGCAAUUCGCGUGGCUGACCCGGGGUUAG